This is a messenger RNA of Acanthosepion pharaonis, 2520 nucleotides long. NCBI's taxonomy places the organism in Eukaryota, Metazoa, Mollusca, Cephalopoda, Sepiida, Sepiidae. The record is from the annotation of a GenBank genome assembly.
AUGAUCCGAGAACUGACGCAUCAAAAUGAACGGCUGACAGACCAAGUACAAAAGGCUGCUGAGAUGGAAGGACAGUUGGUGUCUGAGGUUCAAGGCUUAAGAACACAGGCAUCAAUGAGAACUUCAAUGCAUGAUCACAUAGACCAAUUGGAGGCCCUUCAUGCCAAAGUAAUCUAUGCAUGUUUAUCUAUAUCUAUCUAUCUAUCUAUAUCAGUCUGUUCAUAUCUAUCUAUCUAUCUCUGUCUGUUCAUUAUCUAUCUAUCUAUCUAUCUAUCUAUCUAUCUAUCCUGUUGUUCAUAUCUAUCUAUCUAUCUGAGCCUGUCUGUUCAUUAUCUAUCUAUCUAUCUAUCUAUCUAUCUAUCUAUCUCAUCUGUUUGUCUAUCUAUGUAUCCUAAAAAUCUAUCAUCUAUCUAUCUAUCUAUCUCUGUCUGUUCAUUAUCUAUCUAUCUAUCUAUCUAUCUAUCUAUCUAUCCUGUUUGUUCAUAUCUAUCUAUCUAUCUAUCUCUGUCUGUUCAUUAUCUAUCUAUCUAUCUAUCUAUCUAUCUAUCUAUCUAUCUAUCCUGUUUGUUCAUAUCUAUCUAUCUAUCUAUCUAUCUAUCUAUCUUUUAUCUAUUUAUCUAUCUAUCUAUCUAUCUAUCUAUCUAUAUUUGUUUGUUCAUAUCUAUAUCUAUCUAUAUCUAUCUAUCUCUCUAUUUCUAUCUAUUAUCUAUCUAUCUAUCUAUCUAUCUAUCUAUCUAUCUAUCUAUCUAUCUAUCCUGUUUGUUCAUAUCUAUCUAUCUAUCUCUGUCUGUUCAUUAUCUAUCUAUCUAUCUAUCUAUCUAUCUAUCUAUCUAUCUAUCCUGUUUGUUCAUAUCUAUCUAUCUAUCUAUCUCUGUCUGUUCAUUAUCUAUCUAUCUAUCUAUCUAUCCUGUUUGUUCAUAUCUAUCUAUCUAUCUAUCUCUGUCUGUUCAUUAUCUAUCUAUCUAUCUAUCUAUCUAUCCUGUUUGUUCAUAUCUAUCUAUCUAUCUAUCUAUCUCUGUCUGUUCAUUAUCUAUCUAUCUAUCUAUCUAUCUAUCUAUCUAUCUAUCUAUUCUGUUUCUUAAUUCAUCUAUCUAUCUAUCUCUGUCUGUUCAUUAUCUCAUCUAUCUAUCUAUCUAUCUAUCUAUCUAUCUAUCUAUCCCAGUUUGUUCAUAUCUAUCUAUCUAUCUAUCUAUCUAUCUAUCUAUCUAUCUAUCUAUCUAUCUCGUCUAUUCAUAUCUAUGUAUCUAUACACCUAAAUCUGUUCAUAUCUAUCUAUCUAUCUAUCUGCCUGUCUGUCUAACUCUAUUCCUAUCUAUCUAUUUAUUUAUCUAUGUAUUCUUCUAUUCAUAUCUAUCUAUCUAUCUAUCUAUCUAUCUAUCUAAGUCUAUUCAUAUCUAUCUAUCUAUCUAUCUAUCUAAGUCUAUUCAUAUCUAUCUAUCUAUCUAUCUAUCUACCUGUCUGAGUCUAUUCAUAUCUAUCUAUUUAUCUAUGCAUUCUACAUUCAUCCUUGUUAAUGGCAAGGAUCUAAAACAUUUUGACCAGCCAGAUAGAGGUGACAGAUUACGUUCAUCCUACAGCAGUACAGGUCUACCCACCCAGACCCUCUUCAAUGAAUUAUCAAGUGCUUCUGUGGACAGUGAGAAAGACACAACUGCUGGGACGACACAGAGAAUUAUGAUGAUGGAUAUGACUUUUGAAGAUGAUAUUGAAUGUGAUGACGAAUGUGCUCAAGUCCCUCUAGCUAAUUCCACCAUGUCAAGUGAAGCUCUUCAUACGCCACGGUCACAGUUAAUCGAAGAACUCCAGAAGGAAAUACUAGAAGUCUAUAAUCAUUCGUUUGAUGACCUCCGUCCUGGUCAAUUGACAUCUGUUUUACAGGAGCUGCAACAACUUGUACACACCCAGCUUUAUCCUAGUAAAUAUAAGGAAAGUGGCAUGGCCACUGGUGGGGACCAGGUUGAUAGUGAAGAGGUUGGGAAGGUGACCUUGAUGGCUGAGCAGAUCCAUGAUCUUCAUGUGGAGUUGAGUGGCGUGAGAACCCACGUUGCUGGUUUGCAUGCCGAUCUACAAUUGCGUGAACAGCAACUGCAGCAGAAAAAGACAGAAAUUACUCAGCUUAACAGUAAAAUUGAAGAACAGCAACAAGAACUUCAGAAAAUGCGAGAGGAACGUGACAAACUCCAAGAUCAAAGCAUUGGAAAUCUGACAAGAGAUGACGUUUUGGAGCAAACAAGGCAUGACCGAAACAAUGCCAUUGAGAUGAAAAUCCAAUGUGAAAAAGAAUUAAGCCAAGCUCAAGGGGAGAUAAUGAGUCUUAACAACCAGCUAAUGGCUGCUAUUCACCAAAAAGUGAUGGUCUCCCAACAGAGAGACCAGUGGCAGACAGACAUGGAGGAAUUAAUUGACAUCCAGAUGCGUAAACGACUGCACCAGGAGAAAAUCAAGGAACAAGUGGAAGAACAGCUGAAAGAACACAAAAUUAAACGAAGUGGAUCUUUCUUCUCACGUGUCAAACAUUAG